Messenger RNA from Misgurnus anguillicaudatus (oriental weatherfish), 3530 nucleotides. The record is from RefSeq and is a predicted model, not a curated record. NCBI's taxonomy places the organism in Eukaryota, Metazoa, Chordata, Actinopteri, Cypriniformes, Cobitidae.
CAUUAUUUCCAUACUCAGAUCUCUGUCCUUCAGUCUCUCUGCACGGGCUCGUGGACAUCACCUCUCGUCCUCACAUCUCCUCAUCUCUCCAUGGCUCAGUGAAUGAGACAUGCUCGCUUUUGCUUUAGUUGCUGGCUCUGUCUGGGUUGUACUAGAGCUCAGUUCCACUCUUAUGGAGAAAAUGCAGUCACAGGAUUCACUGCUGGGUCUUCAGUUGCCAGAACUGGACGAGCUGAGUCACUUCAUAAGAUCUCUUCCCACUUCUGCGCUGGUCGGCCUGGGUGCCAUCACUGCCGUUCUAGCCUACUGGUUCACAACUCGUCCUCGUGCCAUUACUCCACCCUGUGACCUCCGUCAUCAGUCACAGGAAGUCGAGGAAGAUGGAGCUCGCAGGUCCAUGAUGGGUAGCAGCUCAACGCUGUUGCCUUACUACCAUGAAGAUGCCAAGACAAUGUAUGAGGUCUUUCAGCGAGGGCUACACAUAACUGGUGAUGGACCAUUUUUAGGCUCCAGACUCCCCAGUCAGCCUUAUAAAUGGCUGUCCUACAAAGAGGUCUUCAGCAGGGCGGAGCACCUGGGUUCUGGUUUGUUGUCUCAGGGUUGUCAGCCCAAUACUGAUCAGUUCAUUGGUGUGUUUGCACAAAACAGGCCAGAGUGGAUCAUAUCAGAGCUAGCAUGCUACUCGUAUUCAAUGGUGGUGGUGCCACUUUAUGAUACUCUAGGACCCGACGCUAUACGAUACAUCAUUAAUACAGCUGAAAUCGCCACAGUGAUCUGUGACAAAGCGGAGAAAGCCAAAGUGCUUUUGGAAAAUGUUGAGAGAGGAGAAACGGCAGGUCUUAAGACCAUAAUCCUAAUGGAUGCUUUUGACCUCCAGCUCGUGGAGAAAGGACAGAGAUGUGGAGUUCAUAUCCAGGCCCUUAAAGAUCUUGAGGCUGUGGGUAAAGAAAAAUACAGGAAGCCUGUGCCUCCUGAACCGGAUGAUCUUUCCAUCGUGUGCUUUACCAGCGGCACCACAGGAAAUCCAAAGGGAGUGAUGCUGACCCACGGGAAUGUCGUCGCCGACUUUGCUGGCUUUUUGAAAGUGACGGAUAAAGUCAUCUUUCCGAACCAAGACGACGUUCUCAUUUCCUUCCUGCCUCUGGCUCACAUGUUUGAGAGGUUGAUAGAGUCAGUAGUCAUCUGCCACGGUGGGAGGAUCGGCUUUUUCCAGGGGGAUAUCCGUCUUCUUCCCGAUGAUAUGCAGGCUCUCAGACCCACAAUUUUCCCUGUCGUGCCUCGUCUCCUAAACCGCAUGUAUGACAAGAUCUUCAGUCAGGCAAACAACUCUGUGAAACGCUGGCUGCUGAACUUUGCCGCCAAGAGAAAAGGAGCAGAGGUGAGCCGUGGUGUCAUCCGCAGCGACAGUAUAUGGGACAAGAUCUUCUUCCAUAAGAUCCAGGCCAGUCUGGGUGGCAGGUUACGUAUGAUCAUUACAGGGGCGGCCCCGGCCUCUCCGACGGUUCUGGGCUUUCUGAGAGCUGCUCUUGGCUGUCAGGUCUAUGAGGCAUACGGUCAGACAGAAUGCACAGCUGGAUGCACCUUUACCACCCCUGGGGAUUGGACAUCUGGUCACGUUGGAGCACCACUGCCAUGUAAUCUCAUUAAACUGGUGGACGUGGCCGAGAAGAACUACUUUGCUGCUAAAGGAGAAGGAGAGAUUUGUGUGAAAGGUCCAAACGUCUUCAAGGGUUAUUUGAAAGACCCCGUGAAGACCGCCGAGACCCUGGACGCAGACGGAUGGCUUCAUACAGGAGAUAUUGGAAAGUGGUUACCGAAUGGCACAUUGAGCAUCAUUGACAGAAAGAAGCACAUCUUUAAAUUAGCUCAAGGUGAAUACAUUUCUCCAGAGAAAAUCGAAAACAUCUACAUCCGAAGUGAACCUGUGUCUCAGCUCUACGUCCAUGGUGACAGUCUACAGUCGUGUCUGGUUGGAAUCGUCGUACCUGAUCAAGAGGUGUUACCCUCAUGGGCUCAGAAAAAAGGCUUUGGGGGCUGUUUUGACGAACUGUGUGAAAAUCAAGGAAUAAAGCAGGCGAUCUUAGAUGAUAUGGUGCGUUUGGGAAAAAACAGUGGCCUCCAUUCAUUUGAGCAGGUUAAAGACAUCCACAUUCAUAAAGAACUGUUCUCCAUACAAAACGGAUUGCUGACCCCCACUUUAAAGGCCAAGAGACCGGAGCUGAAGGAAUAUUUCAAGACAGAAAUCGAACAACUGUACAGCAACAUUUCCAUGUAACUGUACUGUCACCAGAAGACGAGGACAUUUUACUGACAUUCAUUACCUUUUUGUUCUUCUUCAUUCAGAAAAUUAGCUGGCACAAAAUACUGAAAACGGGCCACCGGCGUCAGGGCAAAGCAUGAGCUUAUACUGGCUAAAAGAGUCAUUUAAGAGUAAAUCCUCCUUUGGCUGUGAAUGUCAACAGUCGGUGCGCCUUUAGAAAUGUGGCAGCGCUACAACCAAAUUAGUCCUCCUCAUGAGACUGAAGCAGUUCGAGCAUGCGUGCUUCAUUGUUUUCUUUUUCACCGGACCAAGGAGGGCAAAAUUAUUUCACCCCUUGACAGUACAUGUCCGUUCUUGUGUUGGGUUUGUUUACGGGUUCAAAGGGAAUUUGGAUGGCAAACCCAGCACAUUUGAGCUAAAAGCAAUGCAUGAUGUAUACCCAGCAUUUCACGAGGCUGUGUCUCACAGGUUCGUACUCCAGGACAUCAGUAGACCUUUACACACACACACACACACACACACACACACACACACACACACACACACACACACACACACUAUAGUUACGUUAUAAUGCUCUGUGUAGUAAAGGUGUCUACAAUUGUGGCUCACAUGAUCCAAAAGUGAGCAUGCCAUACGAUUUUCGGCUGACAAAUAAACUAGCUUUUCCAUUUCAUUUCAUCCAAAGUAUUUCAAUAGUAGUGUACAUUCUGAAGAACAAUAGACGUGGAAAUAUUUAAGCAAUGGUUUGCAGUGUAGAAAACCCAAUAACAUUUAAAACUGUUCUUGAAUGAUAUCAGAACUUUAUCUUUGUAUUUAUUGAAGGGAUAUGGAUGAAAAUAGAUCAUAAAACAAUCUGCAGAGAAUUUAAUUUAUUCAUUUUAAUCAUUUCAGAUUACAUAUAGCACGUUCAGGCCUUUUCCACCUUCCUGUUUGGUUUAUAUUAAAGUAUUGGACUUUAUUGUACUGUUUACUUGCAGGUUAUAAAAAAAUUUAUCGACUUGACAGAUAAUUGGUUGAGCUAUCAGGUAUAUUUCGGUAUUAAUUUAUUAUAAUUAAAGAUUAAACUUCAUUUAGAUGCACCAAGCUCCAGUUUUUCCUCACAAUUUUUACCACCAUUUUAUGUUUUGGUUUUUUGAAGGUUUACUUGAAUCUUUUCCUGAAGUCUUUCAUGUGCAUGUACAUCUCUGCAUAUUCACCAGUCCAAGAUAGUGAUGAGUGUGUGCAAAACUGUAAAAAUAAAGGAUUCUUUGUAAUUCUUUUGGUUGUG